AUGCCGCACACCUAAACCUCUUCUGCCCUUUUGAUGGCGUGUCGUGUCUGCUAAGGUGCAGAAAGAGACCCCCUUCCAUUGUAUCGCAGGCGUCUACGUAGCUUUUGGAGGCUGUCUGCAUGCGUCUCCACAAUAUCUGUAGAUUUUGGAGGCUAAACGCUACUAUAAAACCCUCUGCCCGCCACCUCAUGCCUCUUCUUUUUGUAGGUUGGAGGAAGGAUCGAUGGGGAGGUCACCAUGCUGCGAUGAGGUGGGGCUGAAGAGGGGUCCAUGGACGCCGGAGGAGGACAAGAAGCUGAGGGACUACGUCCAGAAGAACGGCCACGGGAGCUGGCGGCGGCUCCCUAUGCUCGCCGGCCUCAACCGCUGCGGUAAGAGCUGCAGGCUCCGGUGGAUCAACUACCUGCGCCCCGACAUCAAGAGAGGGAACUUCACGGAGGAAGAGGAGAGUCUCAUCAUCGACCUCCACUCCCUCCACGGAAACAAGUGGUCCACCAUCGCCGCCAGCUUGCCGGGGAGGACCGAUAACGAGAUCAAGAACUACUGGAACACCCACCUGAGGAAGAAGCUGCUGCGGAUGGGCAUCGACCCCGUGACGCACCAGCCCAGAACCGACCUCCGUGUGCUCCCCGGCCUGCCCGAGUUGCUGGCGGCGGCCAACUUGGCCGGUGGAUUCACGAGCAGCCUAAACGAUCCCCUGCACCUGCAAGCAGAUGCUGCGCACCUGAUCAAGUUGCAUUUGGUGCAGAAUCUUGUCCAGGUGCUGACCAGCAAUCCCACUCCAAAUCUGAACCAGAUCAUGGGUCCGUUCGGAUCAGGCUUCCUGAGGAACUACCGACUCGACGAUGUCGACGUGCCUUCCAGCCGCCAGCUGGAGAGCCUUCUUCGUCAUCUUCCUCAUGGUUGGCUGUUGCAGAGCACAGCGCCGAUGGCCUCGAGCCUUUCGACUCAGGGCUGGCAGAGGUUCGUCGACAGCCUUCAUCGUUCGACGCGUGAGUCCAGCCGUUCUGUGGACGCCGGAGACCAAACAGCUGCAGCAGCAACAGAAGACGUAAGCUCUGUUAACGAAGGUUGUCUCCCAACCUCGGAUUCUACGCCUCCAUUUCUUUCGUCAUCUCCAGUAAACAUGAACAAAGGUGAAGCGAUCACCAUCGAUGGAUCCAUCAACGCACCCUUGGAGGCAUGGGACGCGAAUCUGGAUGAUCAAGACGAUCUUGGCUACUGGAAAGAAAUCUUGGACCAAAUCUCAUCAUGGCCCAACACACCAUAGAAGUCAAUUUGCUGAUGGAAAAAGGAGUGUGGAUUGAUUUGUGAGGUAGAAACAUUAUGCCAGCAUGUUGUUACGAUUAUUUCCAUGUCGAGACUUGAGAUGGUUUCAUGUGCACAUAAUAAAUAAUACAUUUAAAGGAAUA
This is a messenger RNA of Musa acuminata subsp. malaccensis (wild Malaysian banana), 1412 nucleotides long. Its product is annotated as transcription factor MYB41. Lineage: Eukaryota; Viridiplantae; Streptophyta; Magnoliopsida; Zingiberales; Musaceae. The record is from RefSeq and is a predicted model, not a curated record.